Messenger RNA from Prunus armeniaca (apricot), 195 nucleotides. The record is from the annotation of a GenBank genome assembly. NCBI's taxonomy places the organism in Eukaryota, Viridiplantae, Streptophyta, Magnoliopsida, Rosales, Rosaceae.
AUGACCCCAAAAUCCCAAAGAGGUGUGAAUUGGAGAUCAGAAGAAGAUGAGGCAUUAUGUAAAGGGUGGGUUUAUGUAUCUGAAGAUGUGGUGAUUGGCAUCAACCAAGCAAUCGAUACAUUUUGGGUUCGUGUAUACCAAAUUUUUUUGGAGAAUGAUCUGGGCAUGGUUGGACCAGAGUGUCGAACUCCAUAG